Messenger RNA from Peniophora sp. CBMAI 1063, 3210 nucleotides. The record is from the annotation of a GenBank genome assembly. NCBI's taxonomy places the organism in Eukaryota, Fungi, Basidiomycota, Agaricomycetes, Russulales, Peniophoraceae.
AUGCUGCCCACAUGGCCUCCUCGAGUUCCGACCUUCCUUGCGGCUGCUUGGAUGGUUGCUCUGGGUCCCAGAAACUUGUUCCUCGGUCGACUUGGUUUCGGCAUGCAGUACAUCGACGAAAUGAUCGCCUACUACACGACUACCAGAAUGGACGCGGAGCGCGAGCUUCGGGAUGUCCUGCCGCCGCGUACCCCUGAGCAGAUGAGAGAUCGUGCUCGCCGAGAUGAUAGCCCUCGUUCAAGCCCACGCGACAAUGGAUUUGACGAUGCCUUCGGUGGACCGAGAAGUGACCAAGAUGGACGCCUCGAUUCCCCGGAUCGCGAACACGUCGGGGAUGCCGAUGAACGCAAUCAACAGCUUCGCUACCUUAGCCCUGCCGUGCCAGAUCGGCAGCACCCUGCUCCGGAUGCCUCAGACGAGGAUGAGGAAGACGAGAUUCAGGUUGGCGGCGGUCAGAUCCCCCCACGCGAGCGCACGGCUGUUCCUGACGAUGAGGAUGCACCUGAUGUAGACUUCGUUGAUCCUUCGCUCGAGAUGUUGCGGGAUGCGAAGAAGUGGCUGGACGAUCUGAGUUCUGCUUCUGUUGAGAACGAUUCGGUCUCGGAGGCUGUGCACGAGGCGCUGCAGAACCCCGUACCCGGGCCUUAUAAUCUCGACAAGACGCAGCGCUAUUGUAUGCGCGAGUUCUUGAACAUCGAGACCGUCGAACGCUACUACGAGAGUAUGCAGUGUCUCCGCGAGUAUGACCCAGACACCACGCCUCUCUCGCAUCAUCAAAUCAAGUCUGAGGUCGAACAAGAGACCGGUAUCGUUCCUGUCUGGGUUGAUAUGUGCAGCGAGUCCUGUGUCGCUUUCACAGGUCCAUACCAAGAUCUCGAGCAAUGCCCUCAGGAGAAUUGUGGUCGCCCUCGCUACCGCGACAAGCGAAAGGCCAGCGGCCGCAUGGAGCGUGUGCCUGUGAAGCGAUGCCUUCAUAUCCCAGUCGGGCCACAGCUGUCCAAUCUGUACACAACACCUCAAUCUGCCGACGACAUGGACUACCGCCGCAGACUCACUACACGACUUCUCGGUAAACUAGCACGUAACGAGACCUAUGACUACGAGGACUACUGCGCGAGCUCGACGUACCUUGAUCUUGCCCGAGAUGGAUCUAUAACAGAUGACGACAUCGUACUCUCCUGCUCGCUGGAUGGUGCACAGCUCUAUCGUGACAAGAAGAGCGACUGCUGGAUCUUGAUCUGGAUCAACAUGAAUCUACCUCCCAGUCUACGCUAUCAAAAGAAGUACAUCAUGAUCGGAGCAAUCAUUCCGGGACCGAACAAGCCUAAACACAUUGAUUCGUUCAUGUAUACUUCACUCUAUCAUCUGGCAGUCCUUCAGAAGACGGGUUUCAAGGUCUGGAAUGCUCGGAAGGCUUCUAUCGAGUCAAAGGGCCUUUACUUUUGGCUGGCCCUCGCCGACGGUCCCGGCCUGGCUCUCAUGAGUGGGCUCGUUCCGCAUCAUGGAGGGAAGGGCUGCCGCAUUCAUUGCGGGCUUCCCGGUCGGCGCAAGACGAACCAGGCUCCCACAUACUAUCCCGUAUUGCGCAAACCUGAUCCGCCGUACAACGUCCGAGGCUCUGCGCAUGACACAAUCGAGAUUGACGACAUCCCGCAGCCCUCGGUUGCCUACUACACCGAUUGCUUGCAGAAGAUAAUGGCUGCUCGCACAGAUGCCGAGUACAAGCGAGUCCGACUCCAAACCGGCAUAGUUAAGCCGAGCAUCUUCAGCUCUUUGCCACGGUCACUUCCUGUCCCGUUUUGCUUCGGCGUAGAUGCCACCAUGCAUGUCCUUGGUAUCAACAUCCCAGACCUCAUGGUCAACCUCUUCCUCGGUCGCUUCAUAUGCGAGGGCGAUGACAAGCCGGAGUUCUGGCCUUGGGCAUGCUUCUAUCGCAAAGUCGAGGAGUGGAAGCUGCAUGGUGCUUUGGUGGCAGCGUGCCGCUGCUUCUUUCCAGGGUCUUUCGAUCGUGCUCCGAGAAAUAUAGCCGAGAAAUUCAACAGCGGAUACAAGGCUUGGGAGUUUAUACUCUACUUUUAUGGCUUGCUCCCCGCUCUCUUAUUCGAAGUGCUCGAAGACAGAUACUGGGAGCAUUUGUGUCAUCUGAUCGCCGGUGCUCGCAUCUUCAUGCAACACAAAGUGCCUUACGACCAGGUUGCCAUUGGACACCAGCACCUGCGUGCGUUCGUACAGGGUUUUGAGAACGAAUACUACCAGGGUCGCAGUGAUCGUAUCCAUUUUGUUCGGCAGAGCAUUCAUAUCCUCCUGCACUUUGCAAGCGAGCUUAUCCGUGUGGGACCUGGGGCGUACACUUCGCAAUGGCCCCUCGAGCGCACUAUUGGUAACCUCGGAGAAGAGGUUCGCCAACACAGUACAUUCUUCGAGAACUUAUGCGAACGCGCUCUGUGGCGUGACCACAAAAACGCCAUCAAGAUCAAAUUCAAUCUUGACGCCGAUAAGAAGUUCCGCCCGCGACACGAUCCAGCUCCGGUCCCAGGCCAGGCAGCACCGAACGCGCAUCCGGCGACAUCUCUCCCUCACGGUGCUGUUGACUGUGGCGAAGGCUAUGUGCUACUGCGCGCUCGCGACGAAACUCCAUUCGAGUUCACAGGGAAGGCCGGCGAGGCAGUCACAGACUUUAUGGAACAGAUUGACGCGACCGACGUACCAGACGGUUAUGAGUAUCGGCCAUCUUACCGGCGAUUUGCUCGUUUACGGCUCCCCAAUGGGCAAAUUGCGAGAUCUGAGUGGAAAGAGGGAACCCGUGUACAAGAUCGUAUCCGCCGUUCUCGCAUGGUCAAGACACUCGACGAAGACGGGGAAACCCAUAUCGUCGAAGUCCGAGCGUAUUUCCGAGCGAGGGUUCCUGAUGCAGAUGAUGGCACUACUUCGGUCCCGUUUGCGCUCGUGUCAAAGUUCAGCAAGCCGGACGAAACCUUACUUCGCCGCUCGCACGGAGUGCUGCAUGUUGCCACUUAUCAAGGCGAGGACGACUUGGGUGUUAUACCUGUUCAAGACAUCAAGAGCGUGGUAGCCAUGAUUCCCUUUCAGCACCACAAGCCUGGAGACCACAAGAAGCGAUACUUUCUGGUAGAGAAGCCUGGCUUAGAGAUAUUGUGGUGGGGAGUGUCAGACGAAGAUCGAGUAGCGGGGAUGGAGGGAGACGGUUAG